AUGAGAGAGGCUUUUCCCCAAAUCAUUUCCAUUCGAUCGCUUCGGAGGAAAGUGUGCGCGGGGUGUGGUGUACCGCUCCAAUUCCAUCCGAAAAUCCGGCCGGAUCUUCCAGCGCCGCCAGGAAAGUUCUCGCAGGUUUGGGUGUCCAGUGGCGAAUUUUUUCUUCGAUUCGAUCGCUACAACACCGCGCCGCAGCAGCACAGCGCAGUGAUGGAUCAAGGAGGCAGCGGCGGUGGCGCCACUGGCGCCAGCGCGAGGAGGAGCAGGCCCUCGGCGCUCAAGAUGAGCAAGGAUUCCAGGGCGAUCCGCAAGCCGCCGGUGCCGCUGCCCGUGGUGCAGUACCGGCAGCCCGUGAUCAUCCACACGUACUCCCCCAAAGUGAUCGAGACCGACGCCACCAAUUUCAUGUGGCUCGUCCAGCGCCUCACCGGAUCAUCGGACACCCGGAUGCGAUGCAAGAGCUCCAAGCCGGCAGUGCUGCCCACCUUCAUGCCCAGCAGCCCAUCCCACUCGCCCAGAUCCAUGCCCACCACUGCCAGGAAUUCCUCUCCUUGGAAGCGGGAGAUCGUGGAGGAGGAGACAGUGAUCAAUCAGCGCCACCGCCACCAAUUAUCCGGCUCGCCCAGCAGCGAGGAAGCCGAAGAUCCAGAGCUCCUCCGCUCCUCCUCCGCCGGGGACGACGAUUCCUCCUCCAUUUCCGACCUGCAGCAGCAAUUCAAGGUGGAGCACCUCCUCCUCUCGCCGGCAUCCAGCUCCGACUCGGGCAAUCCCUUCCACCGCCUGGCGAAUCCACUGCUCGCGUCGCCGAAAAGCCCCCUGGUCAGCUUCGAUGCCGCGGGGCUCGCGUUUGGAGAUCAGCACCGCCAGUUCCUCCCCAAUCCCUUCUCCACCUCCUCCUCGCUCGCUUCCAAUGGCGAGCCAUCGGUCUACGUUCCACAGAUGACGAUCCAGCAGCAGCAGCCAUGGUCGCCCAUUUUCACUCCCAGUGGAAUCUCCCACGCGGACUUCCUCCCCGAGUUCGAUCUCUGGACGACGAUGAGCUCCUCUUCUUCCGAGUUUCACGGCCUCUCUCCUCGCAGCAGGCUGUUUGGGCCGAUGCAGUCGCCCGCCACCAUGGCUUUCCGGGACAUGGCCUUCGCCUUCGUCAAGGACUAGAAAGGAAGACGAAAGGUUCGGUCUUGGUUUCCUCCUUUCCAGUUUUUGGAUAGCUCAAUCGCUGUUCCUUCUCCGAGAGGACGAUGAGGCUGGCGUACUUGUACAUAAGAAAUCUUCCACUUUCGACAGGUUGGAAUCGAUAAUUUCUCAGUCUCGUCCUGCCGAUAGAGUUCAUCCUCGACCGGGGUUUUUGUGUCGAUCAAGCUUUGUUUCGCUCUUUCAGUCCUCGAUAAAGAUAGUUUUUUGUGUUCUUGGGCA
Selaginella moellendorffii is the source of this 1413-nucleotide messenger RNA. RefSeq lists its product as uncharacterized. The record is from RefSeq and is a predicted model, not a curated record. The coding region runs from base 1 to 1155 and encodes 384 amino acids. The transcript has a single exon. Gene Ontology annotation, cellular component: nucleus. Lineage: Eukaryota; Viridiplantae; Streptophyta; Lycopodiopsida; Selaginellales; Selaginellaceae.